Molecule: messenger RNA, 1867 nt
Organism: Rubroshorea leprosula
Lineage: Eukaryota; Viridiplantae; Streptophyta; Magnoliopsida; Malvales; Dipterocarpaceae
Source: the annotation of a GenBank genome assembly
CACGGUUUUGGGCCAACGCAAGAAUCCAAAUCCAUGGCGAAAGAUCGUUGCUUUUCAGGCUCUUUCGGGCUUCAGCUUACCAGCCGAUACCGUCACCGUUAGCUUUCUUUCUUCUUCCAUUUUCAUCAUGUAGAAGAAGAAACCUUCUGCUAACCGAAAUUCAUCUCAACCUCAAAGCUUUUCGAUCGUCUUUGCUGUUUUGAAUCGAGCCAAAGAUGAAGCUUUUCAGCUCCAUCCUCUUUCUCUUUCUUAGUUUCUCCUCCUUUCUUCCUCCCGCUAUCGCCAGAGGCGGCCAACGCAUUUCCCUCGGUUCAGGUUUUAGCGGUGAUACUUACAUUGGUUCUAUUAGAGAAUUAUUGGAGGAAAACCAGCUUCAGAAAAGAGUUGAUUUAGCUCAGGGAUACAUGACUAAUACGGAUCUGGAAAAAGCAGUGAAGAAAUUUGGGCAAAGAUGUAGUAACAUUUCGAGAAUAUACAGUAUCGGAACAAGUGUGAAAGGAGUUCCACUGUGGGUGAUUGAGAUAUCUGACAGACCUGGGGAGGAAGAGGCUGAACCUGCAUUUAAGUUCAUUGGUAAUGUGCAUGGUGAUGAACCUGUAGGUCGUGAGCUUCUCAUACUUCUUGCAAAUUGGAUAUGUGACAAUUAUUUGACAGAUUCAUUGGCUAAAUUAAUUGUUGAAAAUGUUCACCUUCAUAUACUUCCAUCAAUGAAUCCUGAUGGAUUUACACUUCGGAGGCGUGCGAAUGCAAAUGGUAUUGAUCUAAAUCGAGAUUUUCCAGACCAGUUCUUUGCUUUGAAUGAUGAUGAGGAUGCACGACAACCAGAGACAAGAGCAAUCAUGAGUUGGUUGAGACAGAUACAUUUCACAGCAUCGGCCAGUUUGCAUGGGGGUGCACUUGUUGCAAAUUAUCCAUGGGAUGGCACUGAGGAUAAAAGGAGAAAUUACUAUGCAUGUCCAGAUGAUGAAACAUUCCGGUACCUAGCAAGUGUAUACAGCCGCUCUCACUAUAAUAUGUCUUUGAGCAAGGAAUUUGAAGGGGGUAUUACAAAUGGAGCACGUUGGUACCCAAUAUAUGGAGGCAUGCAAGAUUGGAACUACAUACAUGGUGGGUGUUUUGAGUUGACUUUGGAGAUUAGUGAUAACAAAUGGCCUAAUGCUAGGGAGCUUCCCAUAAUUUGGGAGUACAACAGAAUGAGCAUGCUAAAUCUUGUUGCAAGUCUGGUGAAGACUGGAGUUCAUGGGAGGAUCUUUUCAUCAGACAGUGGAAGGCCAAUACCUGGCUCUAUCACGGUUAAAGGAGUAAAUUUUACGGUGAAAGCUGGCAGAGGAUUUGCUGAUUACCAUCGUCUGCUUGCCCCGGGACAGAGAUAUGAAGUGAAGGUCACUGCACCUGGAUACAAAUCAAAGGCCACAAGCAUCUGGUUGGGAGAAGAAGCCACAACAUUAGACUUUAUUCUUGAUCCAGAAUUCACUUCUGGAGUGAAUUUACUCCGUAGUGUCUGUGACUGUGACUGUAUAAGCAAGAGGCUCAGUUUGGCAGAGCAAAUUUGGGGGGUUCACUUGGAAGUUUACUUCUUGUUGUUUAUUUUCAUAGCAUUCUUAUGCUUCUUGCUAAGACGGAGAAUGAAACAAAAUCUUCAAAAACACCGACAAUCACCAAAAAGGUCAGUUUUGGUAUGACUUUCCCACUGUAACUAAUACAUUAGAGGUGACUCUUAUGGGAAAUGAAAUACAUUUUAGUUCCGUCCAUAUAUCCUCUACUUAUUAUGCUUGUUUUGUUUAUUUUGAAGUUCACUUACGAUGAAUGGGAGACUCAUAGACCAUGAAAUGUACAAUGUUUGAGCAAAUUAAGCCCAACAGUUUAA